CGCUACUCCCGCCAGAAACCCUAGUCUCUUCUUCAUCGCUUCGCUUCUUUGAUUAAUCAUCGUCUUCUUUGUAUCUCUUGCUUCGCUCUGGAAGAAGUGAACGGAAAAAAUCAUCAUCCCUAAUGUAUUACUUUGGACUCAAUCGAUUGGUCUUAGGGCUACGUUUCCAUUCGGCAGUGCUGCGAUGCGGAUGGAAUUGCUACUGCCAGACAAACAUCUACAGUCCAAUAAGAUUAAUGGGUAUGCACACUAUAAGCCCAGUUAAUCCAUAGAUCGUGAUAACCUCCAAGCCAGACGAUUGGGUUACACGGGAUGCUUUGGGGUUCGACCUCAACAACAAGAUCAUAGACGAACAUCAUGAGGGUGAGUGGUUCUCUAAAGAUCACCAGCCAUCAAUGAAAUGGAUGGAGAGCUUGUGGGCACAAAUUGGUCAUAUUCAUUGGCUUGAUAAGGAAAUUGAUGUCAAGUCUAUGCUAGAUGAUUGGGUUGAUUUUAAGGAGGAGGCUUCGGCGGGGUACCUCAAGAGGAUCAUAAGGAGACUUCGCAAGGAUGGGCGGUUCUCUCUAGCUCUAAAGAUUGAGGUGAUUACGCCCAAUGUGAAGAUGCGAGAGGCUUUUGUUGGUGGGGAAGUAUCUUCCAAGGACGUGUUGAACAGCCUUCUGUCCAGGUCAACUCAGUACUCAACUCCUCGAGUGAUCAACUCUGUUGCACUCGUCUCCUGGCUUGUUACACCCUCUCUAGGUAUCUUCCAAGGACGUGUUGAACAGCCUUCUGUCCAGUCCGUAGUCACUAGACUCAAAGACACCGACCAGCAACAAACGGAAGAAAGGGUGGCUUGCUCUCCUGUAGCUAUUCCGUACAAGGCAAGGGCCAUGAAAAAGGCAAAUUUGAAUGAUGAGAUGGUCGCCAACGUGGCCAAUCUUGAGGUGAGCCUGGCCUCUGCUUUGGAGGAAACCGACUGCAAGGGAGAGGAAGGUGCCAUGGAGAGGGAGGGAGGACACAGCUUCCACCUUUAAGGCAUCUCUAGCCUUCGAGGAGGUAUAAUCUUUAAAUGCAUAAGAUAUGAAUUUAGUUAAUACUCCGUAUUAUUAAAGUUUACCUCCCAAACUCUACAAUUUUAAUUUCCCUCCAUCUAAAUUCAUUUUCCCUCCCCUAAAUUUCAUUUUCCCUCUUUCUAAAUUCAUUUUCCCUCCCCUAAAUUUCAUUCUCCCUCUUCCUAAUUUCUCUUUUCCCUCUUCUAAAAAACUCUAUCUCUGGUCGAUUACAGAAGAAACCCUAUCUUUUCGCCACUUCUUCUUACCUUCAUGCCUGGAGCCAGGCCUGUCGAUCCUCGUCGCUCCUAUCUUCUUCGUCGCCAUAGAGAUACCUCGACGCCGGGCAGUGGUCUUCCGAUCCCCAUAGAGUACCGCAAUCCCUACUGCCUCCAAUUUACAGGUUUUACUUUAUCUUGAAAAUACUCUAAUGGUUAAAUUAUGUGAAUUUCUUUGCAUAUCUCUUGAAAAUACUCUAAAUUCUUCAAUUAUAUGAAUGAAAAUAUUCUAAUUCUUCAAUUAUGAGGAUUUAUUUGCUUAAUUUUUGUUACCUCAAUUUGAUUUUUGAUUUUCUUUUUAUUGAUAUACUUUUAGAUCAGAUUUUUAAAUAAAUUUUUUUAUCUAAAAAUAUGAAAGAAUCAAAAUUAUUUUUUACUAGUUUUUUUGUUCACACCUACUAGGUUUACAGUAGGUUUGAAAAACAAAUUUUGGAAAUUUUAUUUGAGAGCUCCAUGAGGUUCUCCUCAAUCUGUUUUAAUAUUUUUUCGGCAAUUCAAAAUUCAGAGUUCCAUUACCAAAGACUAACCA
Molecule: messenger RNA, 1838 nt
Organism: Cuscuta campestris
Lineage: Eukaryota; Viridiplantae; Streptophyta; Magnoliopsida; Solanales; Convolvulaceae
Source: the annotation of a GenBank genome assembly